Molecule: messenger RNA, 3199 nt
Organism: Echinops telfairi (small Madagascar hedgehog)
Lineage: Eukaryota; Metazoa; Chordata; Mammalia; Afrosoricida; Tenrecidae
Gene: RCSD1
Product: RCSD domain containing 1
Exons: 7
Coding region: 1-1215 (404 amino acids)
Biological process (GO): retrograde transport, endosome to Golgi; skeletal muscle contraction; protein localization to endosome
Cellular component (GO): early endosome; WASH complex
Molecular function (GO): retromer complex binding; actin filament binding; phosphatidylinositol phosphate binding
Source: RefSeq, a predicted model, not a curated record
AUGGAGGAAAGACCGGCAGAGACCAACGCCAAUGUGGACAACUCCUCACCCCCCUCAGUGGCCCAGCUGGCAGGGCGCUUUAGGGAGCAGGCAGCUGCAGCCAAGGAGACACCAGCCAGUAAGCCAACAAGAAGGAAGCCGCCCUGCUCUCUCCCCCUGUUCCCCCCCAAAGCAGAGCUGGGCCAGAAUGGUGAGGAGAAAUCAGCGCCCAAUGCUGGCCACCCUCCUAAGAUCAAAGUGAAGAGCUCACCUCUGAUAGAGAAGCUUCAGGCCAAUUUAGUCUUCGACCCCACAGCCCUGCUGCCUGGGGCCUCACCCAAGAGUCCCGGCCUCAAGGCGGCCGUGUCCCCUUUUCACAGCCCGCCUUCCACUCCCAGCAGCCCCGGCGGGCGGUCUCGGGCCAGCGAGCCAGAGGAGGUGCCCGUCAGCUUCGACCAGCCUCCUGAAGGCAGUCAUCUGCCCUGCUACAACAAGGUGAGGACACGGGGCUCCAUCAAAAGGCGCCCUCCCUCCAGGCGGUUCCGAAGGUCUCAGUCCGACUGUGGGGACCUUGGGGACUUCCGGGCCUCAGAGUCAUCUCAGGAGAAUGGAGCCAAGGAAGAGCAUGGGGAUGAAGUGUUCACAUCCAAGGGCAGGGCCCCAGGAAGCCCUCCGUCCAGCGAUGGGGCCGUGGGAAAGGAAGCGAGGCGAAGCCUGGGGUUGGAGAAGCCCCCUCUGAGAAGGACUUCCAGCAGAACGGAGACACUGAAGGAGAAGGGCAGGGCGGCAGAGCAGGGGCAGCAGAGCCCAGCCCAGGGGGAGGCCACAGCACCCCCCCUAACCUCCAGCCCAAAGGCAGAGAAUGGGUGUGAGACUCCCCCGGAGGAAACCACAGCCGGAGAGGCAGCAGAGACGGAAAAGGCUCUGGUGGUGAAGGAGGAGAAAGCAGGGAAUGAGGAGGAUACACCGGGGCAAAAAAGCCAAGAGGCCAACAAGUUGGAGGCGAGAGCUGUGGAAGGAGAGGCCUCCCCAAGUCCCUCUGGAGAAAUGGAGGGUGCCAACCCCUCCGAGCAGGAGAAAGACAAGGACAAGCCCAAGGAUGGGAGUGGAGUUCUUGAGACAAGAUGCCACCCUGAGGCGGACCCGGCCCAGGUGGAAACAAGCAGCAAAGCCCUGAGUGGGGGUGCAGACCCCAUAGCAGAGGAUGACACCGCUGACCAGGACACUAGAAUGUGAAGAAGAGCUUAUUGCGCCCUCGGGUUGAAGCUGCUCAGGAGAUCUCUUUAGAAGCAGCAGCCACCCCCGCAGCACCAGCCAAUAAAGUCAUCACAGAAGCUGACUCUGCUGCGGGUCCAGAGUCAGCCUGAAGACACCGUGCGUCGCUUCCUGGUCUGCACAGCGCCCCCUGGAGGGUGGAGACUGACUGAGGGCAGUAGACAGACUCUUAUCAGCUAAAGUGUGGAUCAGGGUGUCACUUGAUGGACUUGCUAUAGAACAAACAACAAAAAGAAAUGUAUUUAAAAUCAUUUACUACGGUGACAAGUACCCAGGGCAGCCUGUAGGCAGCCUGUGGGGUCCCAGAUACCUCUCUCCCUGCAGCUGACCUCUGAACGGGGCUCUGAUUUAGCAUCUCGGAUUGUGCUUAUUCCGCUUAUGCCAACUGGGUUCUGAUUUAGCAUCUUGGAUUCUGCUUAUUCUGCUAGCCAUUUUAACACUCCUAGCAUUCUGCCAGUUCUCAAAUUGUAAGCCAAAACUAAUUUCAGGGUGACUAGAAACAAAAGGGAAGGGUCCUGCUGACAAUACAGAUCUUUCUAAGUUGCAGAAGACCUUACCUUGUACCGGGACUCUUGAGGCAGCCUUCCAGCUUUGUCCCAGUUUGAACUGGCCAAACCAUUUUGAACACCUUGGGCUGAGGAGAUAAUGAUUGGAACAUGGAAAUCCUGGUGUGUCCGUUCCCCUAUUGCAGUUUUCUAGUUGAUGGCGCCCACAGGAGGUGACUGUCUCCACUUCCUCCCUGUCCCACCUUUGGGAAGUCUGUGAAAGCAGGGACCCCGCCCCCCCGCAGGCUGCCCACGUCUGCCCAGGGACAGGCAGACCGAAGUCAAGAGGUUUCAGUUCCCUGCACUGCAUGUCCCCCUCCUGAAAGCACAGCAGUAGAUAGUAGCUGCCCUCUGAUUUUUCCUUUGAGGAUACGUCUUCUAUUUCUAGAAGAUUACCCUUGAGCAUGGAGUAGAUAUUUCCUGGCAGGUGCUUGGAGCACACCAUGCUGUGCAAGCUGUGUAAUCAUCCCUGGCAUCCCUGGGAAGCUUUCCUUAAAUCUCAGCCCAGGAUCUUCCUCCCGGCUCAGGAGCAGUGAGUGGGGGUCUUCGUCAGUUCUCACUGAGCAGCUCUUGUUCUGUUUGAAGAGUGCAAGAGGCUUCACAAGGCACAGUGGGCCCGACUGCCCCUUCCUUGACUUCGAUCUCCUUCCCUCUUCCUGGAAAGAGCCCCUUGUCCUUGAGGCUGGUCUGACUCAUUGUGAUCAUGUGAUAAGGUUUCCAAAACCCUAACUCUUUAUGGGAGCAGAGGCCCUAUCUUUCUCCUAGCUGGAGGGUUUGAACUGCCAACCUUGCCGUUGAGCUGUUGACUGCUUCUCCGACAGCACCGAAUUGCAACUCCAAACACAUGUCUGACCAGUAGGGUUGGUCCUCAUUCUGAUUGGACUCUUUCGGUAUCUCAAUGUGCUAGUUUAUUAUGUAAAACUGUUAUUUUUCUGGAGGCCUGUUAGACCACACUUCACAGUGAAUUAACAAAAACAACAACCCAACAACCAUAGAUGAACAGGUCUAAUGUCACCCUGGAUACCUCAGUUUUCUCAUUCUACUUGCAAUUUUUUCUAACUCCAGGAUAGUGUUAAUAUUGAUGAUAUAUAUAUAUAUUUUUUUUCAAAACUAUUUUAAAACAUUAUGCAUUUUUAAGACUUGUUAUCCAAUUGAAAUGGGCAUACUCCUAGCUAUACGCUUUGAUUUUUUAGCAGAAUUUGGGAGAGGUGUGUGUCAGAUAUUUUGUGGUCUGUAUAGUAUGUCUCUAUCUUUUUGAUAGACAUGUAUACCCCCCUAAGGAAUACAUGGUAUUAUUUAUGCAUAUCUUUGGACUGUUUAUACAUUUAUGUACAUUCAGGCAAGAGUUUUGUGGAUAUGUCCAAGAUCAUGUGUGUGUGCCAUUAAAGGAGUAUCUACUA